AUGAACGUCCAAGAUGGUAUUACUGGUAAGGUGGAGGAAGCCGAAGAUGUUCCACUUCCAGGGUUUCGAUUCCAUCCAACAGAUGAAGAGCUUCUUAGGUUUUAUCUUCGACGAAAGGUUGAUAAGAAACCCAUCAAAAUCCAACUCAUCAAACAGUUGGAUAUCUACAAAUAUGAUCCUUGGGAUCUUCCGAGACCUAGCAGUGAAGGAGAAAGUGACUCAUAUUACUUCUGCAAACGAGGAAGAAAGUACCGAAACAGCAUUAGACCAAAUAGGGUGACAGGAUCAGGAUUUUGGAAAGCAACCGGCAUUGACAAACCUGUCUAUUCACAUGGAGGAGAAGGCCAUGGCCAUGAGUGCAUAGGGCUAAAGAAAACAUUAGUAUACUACCGUGGAAGUGCAGGAAAAGGAACCAAAACUGAUUGGAUGAUGCAUGAGUUUCGCCUUCCUAGCAAUCACAAUAACACCAAUCCCAAAUAUACUACCCAAGAAGCUGAAGUAUGGACUAUAUGUCGAAUUUUCAAGAGGAACGUAUCACACAGAAAAUACACACCGGUUUGGACAGAAAUUGCUGCUAAACACAAUUCAAUUACUAACACAACAAGUUCUCAAACAUGCAGUGUGGAAUCCAACAGUGAUGAGGAAAAUUACAUAAGCUUUGGUGCUCCAAUUCUUCAGCAUUAUGAUGACGAUCAGAAGCAAAUUGUUGAUCAAAUCAAUGGAAGCUUCCAAAAUUGGCAUGUAGCAGCUGAUCAAUUGAGCACCAUAGCUCAACCAGCUCAACCUCCAUUUAUUGCACCAUCUUCAAGCUUUUCAAAUCCAGAAAAUGACUUCUUCACAAACGCAAAUUGGGAUGAACUCAGAUCAGCUGUAGAGUUUGCUUUUGAUCCCUUUCUUCUGUAA
Durio zibethinus is the source of this 903-nucleotide messenger RNA. The record is from RefSeq and is a predicted model, not a curated record. Lineage: Eukaryota; Viridiplantae; Streptophyta; Magnoliopsida; Malvales; Malvaceae.